UUUUUUUUCUUAAUGUGUGCUUGUGCACUAAAAUUGCCAACGCAGCAUCACUAAAUAAUUUGUGUAAGCGGUGUACACGGGGCUGAUGGAGGAAGAGAGGGGUCUCCCCAGGGGUCUCCCCAGGUGUCUCCCCAGGGGUCUCCCCAGGUGUCUUCCCAGGUAUCUCCCCAGGUGUCUCCCCAGGGGUCUUCUCAGGGGUCCGCGCAGAGGCGUCGCUCGCCUCGAGCCCUGGCUGCUUCAGGUGCACUUCUUGGGUUGGACGCAUCGGGAAAAAGGGUCGGGCCUCCGUGCUCCAGCCUCGCCUAUAACAUUUACUUUUAUACACGGGGAAGCCGCUUCUAUCUUCCGGCGAGGCAAUUUAAAUUAAGCUUUAAAAAAAAUCCCAUCGCAUGCAAUGGGCCCAGCCAACAGUACAAAGCAAGUUGCGUGUGCCACAGUGCCGGCCUUCAGAGGUGCUUGCUACUCGCUAACAGCACUGGGCCCCAACAGUCUGUUCAGGCUAUCCGGGGGGAUCUUUAUCUUUGUGGGUGCUUCCCAUCCCUUCCAAUAUUUCUGGGCAGCGUAGAAGAGUAACCAAUAGCAACCCCAUACAGGAGCUCUCACGCUCCUUCGAUGUAUGUACAAUGUUAAACUUCGUUUGCACCGUACGUAGCUAGUCGAGAGUGAGCCCCUUGAGCCAGCAGUGCGGGGCGCAAGUGGCUGCAGGGGCGCUGCGCCUUUACCUUUGUAACGCCUGCGGGACGCAAGCUCAAAUGUGAGCCAAUCAGUGCUCAGAGAUCUCGGCCAAUCAGUCCUCAGAGAUCCCGGCCAAUCGACGCCGAGAGAUCCCGGCCAAUCGGCGCCCGUGUUGACUCGGCAGAACUCGUCACUCGGUAAUGGUGGCCGCGCUCGACGUCUGCGCUGAGAUGUAACAGCAGCUGCUGCUGUUUGCCAGGCCUGCAGUGUGAACCGAAUUUCCAGCAAUGGCGGCGGUGGCGGCGGCCGCAGUGGUGUCCCACAUCAACCCUCGUCAGGACUUCCCAGCGUGGCUGGCCGCUCACGGCGUGAGCCUCAGCGUGGCCGAGGCCGUGGACAGGGAGCUGGGCAUCGGCGACUACGAGGCCUUCCUGGCGUGCGCCGAGCAGCCCCACAUCAGGGCCGAGAUGUUCGCUGCCGCCAGGGAGCGGCUGCCCUUCGCCUUCUACGCCGUGCUGCGCCGCGUCACCGAGGCCUCGUCCCCCAAGCGCCACGACGGGGCCGGCGGCGGCCUUCAGGCCGCUGGCAACACGGCGGCGUUCCAGCCGUUCCUGAGCGGCCUGCUGGACGCCAUCGUCCUCAUGCUCAACAGCCUGAGCCAGGAGCUGCUGCACUCGGCCGAGAGGUUCAGCUGCCUGGAGCCCGCGCUCUACCCGGUGGUGUCGCUGGACGAUGGUGAGGGAGAGCACGUCCCGUACCCAGGCACAGUUGUCGACGCGGCCGACGAUUACGAAGCGGUGGUGGUGGACUCCUGCGUGACGGAGGAAGCUCAGGACGUGGCUGACGAGGAGGAAGAGCCACUGGUGGAACCAGGCGAUGGCUCCGCCAUGGACAUCGUCCCGCAUCCCGGCGGGGACGACAGCUCGGGCUGCAUGGCGUGGAAGGGCGCUGCCAUCAAGUUGGAGCACAACUCCGAAGCUUCGACGAAAGUGCCACUGGCGGGAGAGGAUGAGCCCCUGCAGGAACCGCCGCCAAUCGCAGUUUACGCUGCCAGUUGUGUGAGCACGAAAGAGCUGCUGGCGGAAGUGAAGCUGGAGAAGGACGAGUUCCUGAGAGACGACAGGGUCGGGUGCCUGGACCAGCGACAAAACGUUUUCGAUGACGGGGAGCGAGGAGAUGGAGCAGAGCCCGACGACUGGAACCUGAGUGUGGAGGCCGGGGUGGUCGUGCACAGCGUCGAAAUCGGUUCGUCGGACAGCAGGAAUUUCAUCGGCAUGAGCGCCGAUUCGGAGAUGCCGCACCAGACCGGGGAGCCACGCGAGCAGCCAUUCCACCGAGCCAGCCCGGCGCCGACCGGCCUGGGGAGGGACAGCUGGGUUCGGCGGGGCAGCGUGACGCUUGGAGAAGGGGGGGCGGCGGCGGGACAAGGAGGCAGAGUUGGGGGGGCAGGGACCAGGUCGGCUGGGAGUCUGUACGCGCUGGGAGCCAGGGGCCACUGCCACGUGGGGGCCGCGGGAGUGGCGCCCGAUCGCUUGGGCGAGCAGCUGCAGGUGUCCCCGGACGCCAGGGGGUUCCAGCCACGUGCGGGCGGAGCAGCCGGGGACCAACGCACAGGACACAGGAGGGAAGAUUGUAAAAGGGAUAAGUGUGCCUUCCCAGGAGUCAAUCAGGACAAUGUAACUCUGAUAAACUAUUUCAGAAAUGGGAGGGGCCUCGUAGAUCACGGGGCGACGCCCCUGGCCUUUGCCGGCACGGCGGGGGUGAGCGCGGCGAGCGCCGCCCGGCAGUGCCGCGUGGACGGCUUGCACCCAGAGCCCGUCGGCGCGCGGGCCCACUGCGUCGCCCGCCUGCACCCGAGCUCGGCGCAGCUGCAGCUGCCGUGCCGCAUCGCCGUGGAGAAGCCCUACCAGUGCCGCGUGUGCGGCCAGAAGUUCCGGCACCUGCAGUACUUCCGCAAGCACGAGCGCACGCACGCCGGCGAGGUGCUGUUCACGUGCGAGGAGUGCGGCAAGGUGUUCCUGCAGUCGGUCGAUCUCAUCCGCCACCGGCGCAUUCACACGGGCGAGAAGCCCUUCGUGUGCGUCGAGUGCGGCAUGACCUUCCGCCUCAAGCACCACCUGCUGGGUCACCAGCAGAGGCACGUCCGCGAGAAGGAGCGGGAGUUGGACGUGGUCAUGCUGCUGCCCCCGCCCGAUGCCGCGGCCGCCACCGAAUGAAACCCCCCCGCCCUCCACCCCCGUGCAUGCUGGGUUACGCGAUUUGGAAACACGUAUUCUGGAAACUUGGGUGUCGAGGUGGCCGUUUCUGAGCGUGCGUAGGUUUGUCUGUCGCUGGAUUUCGUUUAACGGUCAGACGGAUUCCCUUUGUUCAUUUGUUGGUUUCGUCACAAGGUUGUAAUGGAGCUGCUCGUAGGUCAAAUAAAUGGAAUAGGGGCGAGGGGUUCCGCGUGGAUAAUUUGCCCACGGGAGUUUCCAAUUUUGCGUCUUCGUGAGAGUCAUGGGAUUAAUUUGUAGGUGUCACGACCCAUGGUUGCGUGUUGGGGAGUUAUGUGAAGGGAGCAGUCCCACACACGGAACAAUGCGGGCUUGGGGCCCGAGGACUCAUGUAAACAUUUUGCAAAAGUCCUAAGGCUGCGAUUGUCGUAAGAUCAGAAAUGACGUUGGCAAUCUUUAGGUCACAAAAGACCUGCCGAGAUGGCAACGCUCUCGGGUUACGUGAGCGCGAUGUUCCGUCUGCCCCACUGCUCCAGCCAAAAAUCUCACGCAACAUGGCCGCUGUGACGUCACAAACACGUGCGCUUCAAGUGGUCUGCCGCCAAGAUGAGUUACCACGAGAGAAUCAUGAGUAAUGUUGACAUUGUCAUUAACUAUGUAACAUUACCGAAAGAACCUAGAAUAUGAAUCCCUGCAGUCACGAAAGCUUUAAAUCAAAAUUUAUGUAACAGUUAUAGGUUGACUUUUGACUGAGCAUAAUCUUCGGCUUCAUAAAGUAUACGCUGACAAUCGACUUAAUAGUGAGUGGUCCUUAAGAGUGCUUCCAAGUAUCCAGUCCCGAAUGAAAUCAAGAGUUACGCAACAUCUGAGCUUAUUUCAAUAAUUGGUGAAGUUGUUGGGUCCUCGUGCCCCUGGUUAUAACAGCUGUUGUGAAGAAUCCGGUGGAAGGACGACGUGCCGACUGCUGUACAUGGCGCAGACUUUUGAUCUUUUGACAUUGGUGUGGCGUUGGGCAAAAAUGCAGUGCAUCACUGGACAUUGCUCGAUACUGUAAACCCUGUGCCGCGUGAUUGCCAUUGAUGCUGGGGUUUGAAGUUGCUCUUAUGUGCUGUGAGGUUUUGGGUCAUUUUUUAUCUGUACUGUAAUUUGCUUAUAAACGCUGACGACGAAACCGUGCGUGUUGCAAUAAAUGCUGCAUAAUUUGGUUUGGUACAAGUAAACUGAAAUCUGAUUUAA
Molecule: messenger RNA, 4124 nt
Organism: Petromyzon marinus (sea lamprey)
Lineage: Eukaryota; Metazoa; Chordata; Hyperoartia; Petromyzontiformes; Petromyzontidae
Source: RefSeq, a predicted model, not a curated record